AUGUCACAGAGCCCGCAGGGCGCGUUUGCGAUCAACCUCCCCGUUGCUAAGAUUUUCGACGGUGGAUAUCAAAUCGCCGGCAAUCGUAAUUUCCCGAACUUGGAAAUUACCCCCGGUAUUCGACGUCCGCAGGCACUCAAGUUGCUUUUGUUCGGCGUCGAUAGCGUGACUUCACAGUCGGAGUAUUUGAGCUACGAUUCGUGCGAACCAUUUGCGUAUCGCGGUGACAAGUGCUGGCUCGACAAUUUGCAAAUCAAGUGUGGCGGUGAAAAUUUUCUCGUUCCUGGAUUGGAAGACUCUGCAUCGAAUUGUGUAUUUACCGUUGCAUCGAAAUCCCGUCGCCAGUGGUGA
Molecule: messenger RNA, 351 nt
Organism: Capsaspora owczarzaki ATCC 30864
Lineage: Eukaryota; Filasterea; Ministeriida; Capsasporidae
Exons: 3
Coding region: 1-351 (116 amino acids)
Source: RefSeq, a predicted model, not a curated record